AUGACCGGCGCCUCGGUCAUUGUUUUCCCCAAGCUUGAUCCCGCCAAAGACGCCUCGCAGAAACACAAACGACCCCACGUAUGCAACGUCUGCUCGAGAGCCUUCAAGCGUAGUGAGCAUUGUAUCCGACACCAAAGAGGCCACACACAAGAGAAGCCUUUCAGUUGUCGCGUAUGUCGUCGACGCUACAGUCGAAGAGAUCUCUUGGUCCGGCACGAGAGGACUCUACACACGGCAGCACAACUGGCCAAUGCCACUGGCCAACCAGGCCAGGAACCGCCACCUGCCAGAAGACGACGAAUUCCUCCACCGCCGCUAUUUUCUGGUGCCACUACUUCUCCUAACCCUCCCUCCGAAGUUGGAAAUGGCCAGUCGCUUUUGCCGCAGAAUAAUGACAAUGCUCGGACUGUCAUGACAAUGGCCAAUGACGAAGGCCCAUCACCAUCAAAAGCACCAACUCUUGCAAACCUGUUGGUGACUGGAGACUCACCUUCGAACAUGGUCAACCAUGAUCCGUCACAGUUCAACCAGAGCCAAUCAAUGUCCCAAAGUCCGUCGGAACCUUCCUCCAUCACGGAUAUGAGGUUCAACCUUGCCAGCCCAGCGGGUCAAGAGCCAGCGAUGACGAUCCAAGAACCGGCAAUCGUUGGCAUCAACAUGCCCAAUUACUCCAUGGAUAUGCCAGAACUCGAACAGAUGCGCACCUUUCCCACAUCGGUCCCUUUGCCUGACUUAGACGGGGAUCUGGAAUUUCUGGAUUUCUUCGACCCCUUCCUGGGGAUGGAGCCCAAGCAGAUGGGCAAUUUCGCCAUCCUCCCGGUCAAGAAAGAUUCGGAAAGCUGGUCGCCAUUGGAGCAUUUCUCCUCUUCUAGCCAGACGCCGAUGCAGGAUUAUGGCUUCCUUCAACCGUACCACCAGCUUCGGCCGCUUGCCCCGACCGGGCCAUCUACAGGGUUCACGGCGGUCAACCCACCCGAACCCGUCUACAUGUCAGGCGACGAUCCGUUCAGCACCGCCGCCGUGUCGACACCUCUGAACCCCUUCCCCAUCCAGCAGCAGGCUGUAGAGCAGCUUCCUCCUUUUGAUGAGCUCGAAAAGCAGCCGCCCACACCACAAUUGGCUCGAACUCCGUUCACGAAACCUCCAGCUCCAUUUUUCACCGAGCAGAUGCGCACAAACUUACUCAACGACCUCAAUGAACGGCUCAUGCCGUCGGAAAUGACGAGUUUCAGACUCCCCAGCGCACCUGCGUUGCAAAAGUGUAUCCGGACGGCCAUCGAUAAUUUCCACGUCCACAUGCCCAUCUUGCACCUGCAGACUUUCGACUUUGCGUCGGCUCCCUCACCUCUCAUCCUGAUCAUCUGUGCCAUCGGUGCGCUAUAUCGCUUGGAAAGAAAAAUCGCCGAACCACUGUUUCGGAAAGCGGACCAAGCUCUCGUCGCCACCCUGAAGAAAACCAAGAAGGACGACAGCGGUGAACCGAGUAUUUCGGACGACUGGGUGCGGCCAGCGUCGCACGAACCGAAACCCGAUCCAGAGUUACUUUGGAGGAGUCAAGCACGUCUGCUCAUCAAGAUGUUUGCGACAUUCUGUGGGGUCAUCAGUCUCGUCCAGGACGCCCUCAGUAAUCUGGGUGACUUUCUCGUUGACUUUCGUCAGCUCGCCCCUAUGGUAAAAGCCGGCAAGGGUAACCAGGAAAACCUGACCUGGGAAGAAUGGGUGAAUCGAGAAAGUAUUAAAAGGCUUCUGUACGGACACAUCCUCUACGGCAAUCUCGUCACAAUGACCUACGGCAUAGCACCGGGCUAUUCCGUCGUUUCGGACGGCUACAUCGAGAUGCCUUGCGACCAAGCCAUGUGGGAUGCCCAAACGCCCGAUCAAUGGGCGGCCCUCGCGAGCGUCCGGGGCAAGAGCACGCCAUUGUCACUCCGAGACGCCGUGUCUACACUCAUGUACGAGAACAUCACGAAACCAGUCCCGCCACACUGCUGGCAGUGGUCCCCCUUUGCGGUCAGUGCCGUCAUCAACGCCGUGUCGAUCCAGUUGUGGCACAUUUCUCAGGGGUCGUACUUUUUGGGCGAACUGUCCAGCAUGGGCAAACCGCAGGACGCUUCCAAAUCUCAGACCUUGACGCAGGCCGAGGCAGCGCUCACGCGGUGCCGCUCCCUAAUCACCCAAGCACGCACCGACGCGGAUUAUGCCUGGACCGACGCCGAGGGACCGUUGCUGUUCAACUGCCUGGCGCUGCUGCGAGUGACCUACUGCCGGACCUUCGCCGGCACGGGGACCGCCGACUCGACCAUCCUCCUGAAAGCCACGCAGGACGACUUGCUCGAGUCGAUCGAGGACUUUGUCGCGGCCCCGCAAGAACGUAGCGACAUGAUCACGAGGGCCGUCAGCCGGGCGUUCGAGGGCAUGCUGAUCCCUUACAAGAUGGGUACACCUCUCAUACAAAAGACGGCCGCUCUGACCUGGGCCAUCGAGCACGCCCUGGCCGGCUGGGACGCCGCCUUACUGGUCACCAAGUGGGUUCACGUCAUCGAGAUCGAGACCGAGCAGACGGGCGGGAUCGUCACCGAACUGGAAGAACAGACCAUGAGGACCAUCCGCAACCUGACCUCCGAGUUCGAGUUCGAAAUCGCCCCCGGCGAGAGGGCCUUCAGGACCGUCGCCGCCAAGUUGACAAUGUACUGGGCCAAAUUCUACGACGACACCUGGGUUUGGGGAGUCACCCCCCGUAUGGGUUUCACUUUGAGGGAACUGGCCACCGUCUAUGAGACCAGCACUCCCAAAUAGAUUAAAAACAGGUGUACUGAUUUACCUACUUUGCCUUGAGUAGGGGGAUGGCUUUGCUGUGGCUUCCAACUCCUUGUACGAGUACGAGCACGAGUAUGAAAAUACCCUCACAUGGUAUGGUUUAAU
This is a messenger RNA of Exophiala oligosperma, 2922 nucleotides long. RefSeq lists its product as uncharacterized. Gene Ontology annotation, cellular component: chromatin. Gene Ontology annotation, molecular function: DNA-binding transcription factor activity, RNA polymerase II-specific; RNA polymerase II cis-regulatory region sequence-specific DNA binding; zinc ion binding. Bases 1 to 2796 code for a protein of 931 amino acids. NCBI's taxonomy places the organism in Eukaryota, Fungi, Ascomycota, Eurotiomycetes, Chaetothyriales, Herpotrichiellaceae. Gene Ontology annotation, biological process: regulation of transcription by RNA polymerase II; DNA-templated transcription. The record is from RefSeq and is a predicted model, not a curated record. The transcript has 6 exons.